Molecule: messenger RNA, 2578 nt
Organism: Sesamum indicum (sesame)
Lineage: Eukaryota; Viridiplantae; Streptophyta; Magnoliopsida; Lamiales; Pedaliaceae
Gene: MPK19
Product: MAP kinase 19
Biological process (GO): protein phosphorylation
Molecular function (GO): ATP binding; MAP kinase activity
Source: RefSeq, a predicted model, not a curated record
CUCCUCACCUUCACUUCUCUUUCCGCUCUCUCUCCAUUUCCGGUCCCCUCUCUCUUUCUUUUUCUCCAUAUCGCCAAACCCUAAUACAUCUUUUUUUGUUGUUUCAUUUGUUUUUCUCGAUUUUUGUUUGUGUAAUCUCUUCACUCAAGUGAUUUGCUGUGAGAGGAUUUAUUGGAGAGGUGGUGGUUGCGCUUGUACUUGUUGCUGCCACUCAUGCGAAUGCAGCUCUUCUAGUUCAUUUUGUCGUCGAUUUAUUGUUGAGAGCUCUGGCGUUGUGGUUUCUGUGUCUUUGUCAGCAGGUUGUUGCUUUGAUCUGAUCGGAUCGAGGAACGAAGAGGACGCGGUCUUUUACUGAGACUGUUUGAGAAAGGAGGAGGAAAGAUGCAGGUGCAAGAUCAAAGAAAGAAGAUCCCCAAAGAGGCAGAUUUUUUUACUGACUAUGGAGAUGCCAAUAGAUACCAGAUUCUGGAAAUUAUUGGAAAAGGUAGCUAUGGAGUUGUUUGUGCUGCAAUUGACACACAUACUGGGGGAAAAGUAGCAAUAAAGAAAAUAACAGACAUUUUUGAGCAUAUGUCUGAUGCUAUCCGGAUUUUGCGUGAAAUUAAGUUGCUUCGCCUUUUGCGCCAUCCUGAUAUUGUUGAAAUUAAGCGGAUCAUGCUACCACCUUCUAGGCGGGACUUUAAAGACAUUUACGUGGUUUUCGAGCUUAUGGAGUCGGACCUUCAUCAAGUCAUAAAAGCUAAUGAUGACUUGACACAUGAGCAUCACCGGUUUUUUCUCUAUCAGAUGCUACGGGCACUGAAAUAUAUGCAUACAGCUAAUGUGUAUCAUCGGGAUCUGAAACCAAAGAAUAUAUUGGCAAAUGCCAACUGCAAACUCAAAGUAUGUGAUUUUGGACUAGCUAGAGUGGCAUUCAGUGACACUCCAACAACAAUUUUUUGGACGGAUUAUGUUGCUACAAGAUGGUAUAGGGCUCCUGAGUUGUGUGGCUCUUUCUUCUCCAAGUAUACACCCGCUAUCGAUAUUUGGAGCAUAGGCUGUAUCUUUGCGGAAGUCUUGACGGGGAAGCCAUUGUUUCCCGGAAAAAGUGUUGUGCAUCAACUGGAUCUGAUUACUGAUCUUCUUGGAACACCAUCAGCAGAUACAAUUGCUGGAGUACGUAAUGAGAAGGCAAGGAAGUACUUAACCGAAAUGAGGAGGAAGCGCCCUGUGCCUUUUGCUGAGAAAUUUCCAAAUGCAGAUCCAUUGGCGCUCAAAUUGUUGCAAAGGUUGUUGGCUUUUGAUCCGAAGGAUCGUCCAAGCGCUGAAGAGGCACUAGCUGAUCCUUACUUCAAGGGGUUGGCAAAAAUUGAGAGGGAGCCUUCUUGUCAGCCAAUCUCAAAGUUGGAGUUUGAAUUCGAGCGACGAAGAGUGACAAAGGAAGAUAUCAGGGAAUUAAUAUUUAGGGAAAUAUUGGAGUACCAUCCUCAACUGUUGAAGGACUACAUGGCUGGAACUGGUGGCACAAGUUUUCUGUACCCUAGUGCCAUUGGUCAUUUCAAGAAGCAAUUUGCCUAUCUUGAGGAAAAUGUUGGGAAAAGUGGGCCUGUGAUACCUCCAGAGAGAAAGCAUGUUUCUCUUCCAAGGUCUACCAUAAACUCUUGUACCAUUCCUCCCAAAACACAACCAAAUGUUUCUGCAGUUGAUAACCGGCAAAUUACUGGAGAAACGUCUGCAGGUGUCAUUUCAGGGAAUAUAUCAAAGGUUUCAAGGCCACCACCACGGGUGCCCAAUGGUAUCGAAGCCAAGCCCGGAAGAGUAGUGGGACCAGUUUUACCAUAUGAGAAUGUUAGAUCUCUGAGAGAUUCUCAUGACGGAAGAGCAUAUAUCCAGAAUUCUCUCAUUCCUCAGUCGAUCUCCCCACAUUGUUUCUAUAGGACUAACUCGGGGAAGAAUGAAGAGAAAUUCAGGAUGGAAUCUGGGAUAGAGGCAUCUCAAGUCAAACAACCCCCUAAGCAAUUCAUCCCAGUCAAGUCAAUAAAUGGCAUGAGUAUUGAAAUUGAUUGUAAAGCACAACAUCAGUACACACCUUCUAAAUUGAGCCCUGGAAUGAGUUUCGACAUUAAUAGCAAUCCAUACUACCAGUCACCAGCAAAAGCAGGCAUGUUGAAUAGUCAAAUUGCUAUUGAUGCUAAACUACUUCAAGCCCAAUCUCAGUUUGUUGCAGCUGGGGCUGCUGCUCAUCGAGAGGUAGGUGCCAUUCAGCUCGGACUGACUUAAAAGGGGUUCUGUCACGAGUAGUGAAGUAAUAUCUCGGGUGAAAGAGAGCCGGAUUCCCUAAUGACUUAAUGAGAAAGGGAUGCUGAAGAGCAUAAAGCUUUGCAAGUGAGUGAAGAAGAUCCCCAGGUGAUGAGUGAUGAUAUUCGUGGAAAUGUCAAGUGAUUCCCACCGUCAAUUUGGUUAGUCCUCUCUGUGAUGAGCAGGCUGUUGUUUUAGUUUUAGUUUAGUUUAUUCGCCUUCCGGCUUUAGUUCCCUGUAUAGAAACAAUUGUUUCAUCAUUGAUCUAUAAAUAUAUAUUUUUAUAGAUUCAAUCUCCUCA